CCUACGCUCGCUCCACAUUCCGCGAAAAAAUCCCACGUACGUACCUCCUGCAUGCGUUUCUGCCCGGCGGUUUCUCGGAUCGAUCGGCCUCGCCGGCGAACCCAUCCAUCCAGCAGGCAGCUUGUUUCAUAUUUUACAGUGAGAGUUGUCCUACUAGAUGGUCUCUAGGUCAGGUAAACUCUGAGAACAAUGAAGGUGGGACAUUUUACUGCUAGAGGUAAAAAAGUAUGAAGUGGCAGCAGCUGUGGUCAUCGGACGGCGGCGAUAUGAAGGGUGUUCCAUUGCCUCGCGCAAGGGCGGCUCCACGAAGACGCUUAUGGAUAUCAGUGGCUGUGGCUUUCAUUGUGAUCACCGUACUCUGGGCUUAUCUCUACCCACCCCAGGAUUAUACUUACCCCGUCAGGGACUGGUUUCCUUCAGAACCUGCCCGGGAACUGACUGACGAGGAGACUGCUGCGCGUGUUGUCUUCAGGCAGAUCCUGUCGACACCUCCUUUUCCAUCCAGAAAUCCCAAAAUUGCUUUCAUGUUCUUGACUCCGGGCAAAUUGCCAUUUGAGAAAUUAUGGGAGUUGUUCUUUAAGGGCCAUGAGGGAAGAUAUACAAUAUAUGUCCAUGCUUCACGUGAGAAGCCUGAACAUAUCAGUCCUGUAUUUAUUGACCGAGAAAUACACAGUGAUAAGGUAGGAUGGGGUAUGAUUUCUAUGGUUGAUGCAGAGAGGAGGUUGUUGGCAAAGGCCCUAGAAGACAUCGACAACCAACAAUUCGUAUUACUUUCUGACAGCUGUGUUCCUCUACACAACUUUGACUAUGUUUAUGAUUUCCUGAUGGGAUCGAAACAUAGUUUUCUUGACUGCUUUGACGAUCCUGGGCCACAUGGAGUAUUUAGAUACUCAAAGAAUAUGUUACCUGAGGUUCGAGAGACUGAAUUUCGUAAGGGCUCGCAGUGGUUUUCAAUCAAGCGGCAGCAUGCAAUGGUUGUGAUCGCGGAUAGCCUUUAUUAUUCUAAAUUCAGGCGUUUCUGCAAGCCGGGGAUGGAAGAGGGUCGCAACUGCUAUGCAGAUGAGCAUUACUUGCCAACACUGUUCCAUAUGAUGGAUCCUGCUGGGAUUGCUAACUGGUCUGUGACUUAUGUUGAUUGGUCUGAAGGAAAGUGGCACCCCAGAUCUUUUCGAGCUAAGGAUGUCACUUAUGAACUCCUGAAGAAUAUGACAUCCAUAGAUGUGAGCUCCCAUAUCACCAGUGAUGAAAAGAGAGAGCUUUUGCAGAGGCCUUGCUUAUGGAAUGGACUGAAGAGACCUUGCUAUUUAUUCGCAAGGAAGUUCUAUCCUGAAGCCUUAAACAACCUCAUGAACUUAUUCUCCAACUACACAAUUUUCUAAAGCUUAUGCACUAUUGGAAGAAUAGGACGUUCCAGAAUUCUUUUGUAUACUGCAUUACUGCUGGAGGAGCAGAUCUAUGCACUAACUGUGUACAGAAAUAGGGGAGGUAUUACUUUCUGCUGCCACAAAAUUAGACUAUUAAUUGUUUCCCCAUGGGCAUAAUUCUCCUAGGACUCUAGUUUUUAAGGGUAUUUUUUCCUGCAAAUUUUGUUAC
Molecule: messenger RNA, 1593 nt
Organism: Lolium rigidum
Lineage: Eukaryota; Viridiplantae; Streptophyta; Magnoliopsida; Poales; Poaceae
Product: glycosyltransferase BC10-like
Exons: 11
Coding region: 228-1379 (383 amino acids)
Cellular component (GO): membrane
Molecular function (GO): glycosyltransferase activity
Source: RefSeq, a predicted model, not a curated record